Molecule: messenger RNA, 6198 nt
Organism: Medicago truncatula (barrel medic)
Lineage: Eukaryota; Viridiplantae; Streptophyta; Magnoliopsida; Fabales; Fabaceae
Exons: 6
Coding region: 1-6198 (2065 amino acids)
Biological process (GO): DNA integration; proteolysis
Molecular function (GO): nucleic acid binding; RNA-DNA hybrid ribonuclease activity; aspartic-type endopeptidase activity
Source: RefSeq, a predicted model, not a curated record
AUGGAUUAUCUUGAGCAGGAAAAUCGGGUACUUCGUGAAGAAAUGACAGCCAUGCAGACUAAGAUGGACGAGAUGGCUGAAUUAAUAAAAACAAUGGCGGAAGCUCAGACUCAAGCUCAAGUACAGAUUCAAGCACCAGCGCAAGCAUUGGCACAAGCACAAACUCAAGCUCAGGCCCUAACAGAGGCGCAGGCCCGAUCACAAGCACCUCCACUUCCUCCUCCUGUCAAAACUCAGGCCGAGGCAUCUUCUUCUUGGACACUAUGUGCUGACACUCCAACGCAGUCCGCUCCGCAACGUUCCACGCCUUGGUUUCCGCCUUUCACUGCUGGGGAGAUAUUUCGUCCUAUCGCUUGUGAAGCUCAGAUGCCCACUCACCAGUACACAGCUCAAGUACCCCCACCUGCCAUGAGGGUCACUCCAGCCACCAUGACCUACUCAGCACCUGUGAUACAUACAAUUCCGCAAACUGAAGAGCCUAUCUUUCAUUCAGGGAAUGCAGAGGCUUACGAGGGAGUAAGCGACCUACGAGAAAAGUAUGAUGAACUACGCCGAGACGUGAAAGCUCUCCAUGAAAAAGGGAAAUUUGGGAAGACUGCGUACGACCUCUGUUUGGUACCAAGUGUGCAGGUACCUCACAAAUUCAAGAUUCCAGAUUUCGAGAAAUACAAAGGGAGUUCUUGUCCUGAGGAACAUCUAAAAAUGUAUGUGAGAAGGAUGCCUGCGUAUGCCCAAGAUGAUCAGAUUCUUAUCUACUACUUCCAAGAAAGCUUGACUGGCCCUGCUUCAAAGUGGUACACAAACCUAGACAAAACAAGGGUUCAAACUUUCUGUGACCUUUGUGAAGCUUUUGUGGAACAGUACAGUUACAAUGUAGACAUGACUCCGGACCGAAGUGAUCUCCAAGCCAUGACUCAGGGAGAUAAAGAGACGUUCAAGGAGUACGCCCAACGGUGGAGAGACACCGCUGCCCAAGUCAGCCCACGUAUUGAGGAGAAAGAGAUGACCAAGCUCUUCCUAAAAACUCUGAAUCAUUUUUAUUACAAAAAGAUGGUCGGGAGUACACCAAAGAGCUUCGCGGAGAUGGUUGGUAUGGGAGUACAGUUAGAAGAAGGAGUCCGAGAAGGACGCUUAGUAAAGAAUGCAACUCCUGCCAGUGGGACCAAGAAGACCGGGAACCAUUUCCCGAGGAAGAAAGAGCAAGAAGUCGAAUUACUUCCCGGCUUACUCAAGAAAAACCUUGUCCAAACUAGAACAGCUCCUCCUAUCCCAGAAAAACUACCAUCUUGGUAUAGACUUGACCAAACUUGUGACUUCCAUGAAGGGGGCCGUGGCCAUAACAUUGAAACUUGUUAUGCCUUUAAAAGCACAGUGCAGAGGUUGAUCAAUGAUGGAAAAAUAACUUUCACAGACUCGGCGCCAAAUAUUCAAACAAACCCAUUGCCGAAUCAUGGUGCCGCAACAGUCAACAUGAUCGAAGAUUGUCAAAAGACUCGUCCCAUUCUGAAUGUUCAACAUAUCAAGACACCCUUGGUCCCGUUACAUGCCAAGUUAUGCAAAGUCGACCUUUUUGAGCAUGAUCAUGAUCUCGGUGAAAUAUGCCUUAUGAACUCCGGAGGAUGUCAGAAAGUAAGAAAUGAUAUUCAAGGGCUUCUAGACCGAGGAGAGCUUGUGGUCGAAAGGAAGUGUGAUGAUGUGUGUGUAAUAACUCCCGAAGGGCCUUUGGAGGUAUUUUAUGACAGUCGAAAGUCAACUAUCACCCCUCUGGUGAUCUGCUUACCGGGUCCACUGCCAUAUGCUUCUGAAAAAGCCAUUCCAUACAAAUACAAUGCCACCAUGAUUGAAGAGGGUCGUGAGGUUCCAAUACCGCCUUUGUCUAGUGUGGAUAAUAUUGUUGAAGACAGUAGAGUUCUGAGAAAUGGGCGCGUUGUUCCCAUAGUAUUCCCAAAGAAGAUUGGUGCUACAGUAAACAAGGAGGUUCGGACUAAAGACGCUGGUAUCACCAAAGAAGUGGAUCAACCCAAUAGGGCUGGUACAAGUGCAGAGUUUGAUGAGAUUCUCAAGUUAAUAAAGAAGAGCGAGUACAAGGUUGUUGACCAACUGAUGCAGACUCCAUCCAAAAUAUCCAUAAUGUCUUUAUUACUAAAUUCUGAGGCCCAUAAAGAUGCAUUAAUGAAGGUCUUAGAACAAGCUUUUGUGGAUUAUGAUGUAACGGUGGGUCAGUUUGGCGGAAUAGUAGGGAACAUCACUGCAUGCAACAACUUGAGUUUCAGUGAUGAAGAGCUCCCAGCAGAAGGAAGGAACCAUAAUCGGGCGCUGCAUAUAUCUGUGAACUGUAAAACCGAUGCUUUGUCAAAUGUGCUGGUGGAUACUGGAUCAUCUUUGAAUGUGUUGUCCAAAACAACUUAUGCCCAACUCGCUUACCAAGACGCACCUUUGAGACGAAGUGGGGUAAUGGUGAAAGCUUUUGAUGGCUCGAAGAAGGAUGUCCUUGGAGAGGUGGUUCUACCUAUCACAGUUGGGCCACAAGUUUUCCAAGUUAAUUUUCAAGUCAUGGACAUUCGAGCUUCGUAUAGUUGCCUACUGGGUCGACCCUGGAUUCACGAGGCAGGGGCUGUCACAUCCACGCUGCAUCAAAAGCUGAAGUUUGUGAAGAAUGGGAAGCUAGUAACUGUAAACGGUGAAGAGGCUUUAUUGGUGAGUCAUUUGUCAUCUUUCUCUUUCAUUGGGGCAGACGAUGUCGAAGGGACACCUUUUCAAGGAUUUACUAUAGAAGAUAAGAAUACCAAGAGGAAUGAAGCCUCUAUCUCGUCUUUAAGAGAUGCUCAGAAGGGCAUACAAGCAGGGGGGUCCACAAGCUGGGGAAAGCUGAUAGAGCUUCCAGAAAACAAGCACCGAGAAGGUUUGGGUUUCUUCCCAUCUACUAGUUUGUCCACAGCAAAGAAGGGCACUUUCCACAGUUCGGGCUUUAUCCAUGCAAUCAUUGAAGAUGAUCCUGAAAGUGUGCCACGAGGUCUUAUAACGCCAGGAGUAUCCAGCCACAAUUGGGUUGCUGCGGAGGAAGAAGAGAAUGAAGAGAUCCCUGACGAAAUCUCUCGACUACUCGAACAAGAGAGGAAGACCAUUCAGCCUUAUGGGGACGAACUAGAAGUGAUUAACUUGGGCACCAAAGAAGACAAGAAAGAAAUCAAGGUUGGGGCAUCGCUCGAAACAAGUGUUAAAAAGCAAGUGAUAGAGCUCCUCAAAGAAUAUGUUGAUGUGUUUGCCUGGUCCUACCAAGAUAUGCCGGGUCUAGACACUGAUAUUGUGGUACAUCACCUACCUUUGAAACCUGAGUGUCCGCCAGUCAAACAAAAGUUGAGAAGAACACGUCCUGACAUGGCUCUCAAAAUCAAAGAAGAAGUACAGAAACAGAUCGACGCUGGUUUCCUCAUCACAUCAAAUUACCCCCAAUGGUUAGCUAACAUAGUGCCUGUUCCAAAGAAAGAUGGUAAGGUCAGAAUGUGUGUUGACUACCGUGAUUUAAACAAAGCUAGCCCGAAAGACGACUUUCCUUUACCUCAUAUUGACGUGUUGGUUGACAGUACUGCAAAGUCUAAAGUCUUCUCAUUCAUGGAUGGAUUCUCCGGAGCUACUUAUCAGAGGGGUAUGACUACUCUUUUCCACGAUAUGAUACAUGAAGAGAUUGAGGUCUAUGUGGAUGAUAUGAUAGUCAAGUCGAUUACUGAAGAAGACCAUGUCAAGUAUCUACAGAAGAUGUUCCAGCGCCUGAGGAAGUACAAACUUCGUCUAAAUCCCAACAAAUGCACUUUUGGUGUUAGAUUCGGAAAGCUUCUAGGCUUCAUCGUCAGCCAAAAAGGCAUCGAAGUAGAUCCUGACAAAGUUAAAGCCAUCAGAGAGAUGCCUGCUCCGAGAACAGAAAAAGAAGUAAGGGGUUUUCUUGGACGACUAAAUUACAUCUCCCGGUUCAUUUCUCAUAUGACUGCAACUUGUGGGCCGAUAUUCAAACUACUCCGCAAAGAACAAGGUAUUGCGUGGACCGAAGAUUGCCAGAAGGCUUUUGACAGCAUAAAGAAGUACUUGCUAGAACCACCGAUUCUCAUCCCUCCAGUUGAAGGAAGACCUUUGAUCAUGUACCUAACGGUGUUAGAAAAUUCCAUGGGUUGUGUGCUCGGACAACAAGAUGAAACCGGAAGAAAAGAGCACGCCAUUUAUUAUUUAAGCAAGAAGUUUACUGAAUGUGAAUCUCGCUACUCCAUGCUCGAGAAGACAUGUUGUGCUCUAGCCUGGGCUGCCAAGCGCCUCCGUCAUUAUAUGAUUAAUCACACUACUUGGCUGGUAUCUAAAAUGGAUCCAAUCAAGUACAUAUUUGAGAAGCCCGCUUUGACAGGAAGGAUUGCACGGUGGCAGAUGCUACUAUCUGAAUAUGAUAUCGAGUACCGUUCCCAGAAGGCAAUUAAAGGCAGUAUUCUUGCUGAUCACUUGGCUCACCAACCGCUUGAAGACUAUCAGCCUAUCAAGUUUAACUUUCCUGAUGAAGAGAUUAUGUAUCUAAAGAUGAAAGAUUGCGACGAGCCACUAUUCGGAGAAGGUCCUGAUCCAGAUUCGGUGUGGGGUUUGAUAUUUGAUGGGGCUGUCAAUGUAUACGGCAACGGCAUAGGGGCAGUACUCCUUACUCCUAAGGGUACUCACAUCCCUUUCACAGCAAGACUCCGGUUUGACUGCACGAACAACAUCGCUGAAUAUGAAGCCUGCAUCAUGGGUAUUGAAGAAGCCAUUGAUCUAAGAAUCAAGAACAUCGAAAUAUAUGGAGAUUCAGCUCUUGUAAUCAACCAGAUCAAAGGAAAAUGGGAAACUCUUCACGCAGGACUAAUACCUUAUCGAGACUAUGCAAGACGUUUAUUGACCUUCUUCAACAAAGUGGAAUUACAUCAUAUCCCUCGGGAUGAGAAUCAGAUGGCUGAUGCCUUGGCUACUUUGUCUUCAAUGAUCAAGGUGAAUCAUCACAAUGACGUGCCACUAAUCAGUGUCAAAUUCCUUGAUAGACCCGCUUAUGUGUUUGCCGCUGAAGCAGUUUUCGACGAUAAACCUUGGUUUCAUGAUAUUAAGGUGUUUCUCCAAACUCGAGAGUAUCCUCCUGGAGCAUCCAACAAAGAUAAAAAGACUCUCAGAAGAUUAUCUAGUAAUUUCUUCCUGAAUGGGGAUAUCUUGUACAAAAGAAACUUUGACACAGUCUUGCUCAGAUGUGUAGACAAAUAUGAAGCUGAUUUAUUGAUACAUGAAAUACACGAAGGAUCCUUCGGAAUUCAUCCUAAUGGGCACACAAUGGCUAAAAAGAUAUUGCGAGCAGGCUACUACUGGAUGACAAUGGAAUCAGAUUGCUACAAGCAUACCAGAAAGUGUCACAAGUGUCAGAUAUACGCCGACAAGAUUCAUGUGCCGCCAACUACACUCAAUUUACUUUCCUCUCCGUGGCCUUUCUCUAUGUGGGGCAUUGACACGAUCGGAAGGAUUGAGCCCAAAGCUUCGAAUGGACACCGUUUCAUCCUAGUGGCUAUUGACUACUUCACUAAGUGGGUUGAGGCCGCAUCGUAUGCUAAUGUGACCAAGCAAGUGGUGGUCAAAUUUAUCAAGAAUCAUAUCAUUUGUCGUUAUGGCAUCCCCAACCGGAUCAUCACCGACAACGGAACGAAUCUAAACAACAAGAUGAUGAAAGAAUUGUGUAAUGAUUUCAAGAUCGAGCACCAUAACUCUUCACCUUACAGACCUCAAAUGAAUGGGGCAACUCCUUUCUCCCUGGUAUAUGGCAUGGAGGCAGUACUUCCUGUAGAAGUCGAAAUUCCAUCAUUGAGAGUCCUAAUGGAGGCUGACUUAUCAGAAGCUGAAUGGGUUCAGAAUAGAUACGACCAGUUGAAUCUAAUUGAAGAAAAGCGCAUGACAGCCCUAUGUCACGGACAAUUAUAUCAAAAAAGGAUGAAACAGGCCUUUGACAAGAAAGUUCGUCCCCGUGAGUUUAAAGAAGGUGAUCUUGUGCUCAAAAAGAUUUUCUCUUUCCAACCAGACUCCCGAGGCAAGUGGGCUCCUAAUUAUGAAGGUCCGUAUGUUGUUAAAAAAGCCUUCUCAGGUGGUGCCAUGACUCUACAAACCAUGGACGGUGAAGAACUUCCACGACCUGUACAGCUUGGCACUCGGGAGUAA